GCCAGCAGCAGCAGCACAGCAGCAUCCGCCUUUGAAACCCUUCUGUUGAGAAUAGUUGGACAGGGAGAAUAUUGGCACUGACCUCUCUUGGAAGAGGCAGGCAUGCUUCAGCUGAGGAAGAGGAACUUGAAGGUGGUGCUGAUGAAUGGCUGAUCCUACAGAGCCUGAUGCGUUUGCCACAAGAGCUGGGAGAGAGGAAGGCAACAAAUCAUCCAGACUAUCUAAAAGGAAAGCAUUUUCUUGCAUAAUAAUUAGGAAAAAAAGAAGAAGCUCUUUGAAGAACACCCAUAAUGGACAAAUGUAGCCUUUGGGGAGAUGCUGUCAUGAUUUUUGUCCCCUCUUUAUCGAGAUAAAAAGGAGUCAUCCAGGAGCCUCCAACGCAAUUCUUUGUGGUCCUUUUUGGUCAUUGUUCUCCUCUUCCAUUUAUGCAUUGCUAUUUGCUGACCUUUCCCACUGGAGCCUAUGCCCCCCCCUUCCCAACUGCUCCACCCUGUACAGUUCCAGCUGAGAAGAGGCACUGUUUCCCCAACCAUGCCACGAAACACCCAUAAGGUCCCUUCCAUGAAUGAUGAACCUUGGUGUUGAGAUUCUUUUGUCAGGGUGGUAGGACGUUAUUGCUGCUCAACAGGAAAUAAAAUCCGACGCUCAAGAGAAGGAGCAAAGAAGACUGAAACGGAACCACCUGAAAAUCACUAGCAAAGAAGAGACAAGCACCUUUUUCCUGAAAGUGCUCCAUAGCCAAAUUCAGCCAAGACAGAGAACAACAUCAAUUUGAGAUACUCAGGAGUGGAGAUGAGACUACAACAGUAGUAAAUAAGAAUGAUUGAUUGCACCAUGACAUCACAAAGUAGUCUUUAACAUCUGCUUUUGGCUAGCAACUGUUUCCCAGGCCCGCAUGAUGCCUGAAGACAGGAAUAUGGGGGUUCGCGCCUCAGGUGCCCUGGCUUCUUCCCCCUUUGUUCCCAAAACUACUUACAGGAAGAUUAAGCGAUGUUUUAGCUUCCGAAAAGGAAUUUUUGGGCAGAAGUUGGAAGACACAGUUCGUUAUGAGAAACGAUAUGGAAACCAUUUGGCUCCAUUGCUGGUAGAACAGUGUGUGGAUUUUAUUCGUCUGCGGGGGCUGAAGGAGGAAGGACUUUUCCGAUUGCCGGGCCAGGCUAACCUUGUCAAAGAGUUACAGGAUGCCUUUGAUUGUGGAGAGAAGCCAUUGUUUGACAGAAAUACAGAUGUACACACAGUGGCAUCACUUUUGAAACUCUACCUCAGGGAACUGCCUGAGCCAGUUAUUCCAUAUUCCAAAUAUGAAGAAUUUCUUUCCUGUGCCAAAAUGCUCAGCAAAGAAAAGGAAACGGGGCUGAAUGAAUUAGCAAAGCAAGUGAAGAAUUUGCCGCUCGUCAACUUUAAUCUACUAAAGUACAUUUGCAGAUUCCUGGAUGAAGUUCAGUCCUAUUCUGGAGUCAACAAAAUGAGUGUGCAAAAUCUUGCGACUGUGUUUGGUCCCAACAUCCUCCGUCCCAAAGUGGAAGAUCCUCUGACAAUCAUGGAAGGUACUGUUGUUGUCCAGCAAUUAAUGUCCAUGAUGAUAAGUGAACAUGAGCUGUUGUUUCCCAAGGAUGCAGACUCUCAAAGUGGACAGGAGGUUUGCAAUAACAACAAUGAGAUCCAAAAAAAAGUGAUCAUUGGUCAGCUCCAGAACAGAGAGAAUAAUAAUACUAAGGAGUCAUCACCAGUGAGGCGAUGCUCAUGGGAUAAACCUGAAUCUCCUCAAAGAACCAUUGUGGACAAUGGGUCUCCUACAGCUCAGCCUGGGAGCAAAUCAAAUAGCCCAAGAAACAGCAUUCACAAACUGGACAUGACUAGGAGUCCACCCCUUACAGUGAAAAAGAACCCAGCAUUUAAUAAAGGAAGUGGCAUAGUCACCAACGGGUCCUUCAGUAGUUCUGUAGAGGGCCAAGAGAAAACAUCACCAUCCUUACCCAAUGGUACAUUGCAGACUAGAAGAACAUCUUCUCUGAAAGGGCCAGUAACUAAAAUGGGCACACACAGUGUACAAAAUGGAGGGGUGCGAAUGGGUAUUUCCAGCACUGAUGCCCAUAGCAACUCUUUGAACAGCCGUUGCCAGAGUUGGAUGCCCAAUGGGUAUGUGACCUUGAGGGACAACAAGCAAAAGGAGCCUAUGAGUGAUUCAGGCCAGCAUAACAGACUUUCUACUUAUGAUAAUGUGCACCAACAGUUCUCAGCAGUGAACGCUGAAGAUAAGCAGAGUGUUGAUAGUGCAACUUGGUCCACGUCCUCUUGUGAAAUAUCCCUCCCUGAACAUUCCAACUCCUGCCGAUCAUCCACCACCACUUGUCCUGAGCAAGACUUUUAUGGGGGCAAUUUUGAAGACCCUGUAUUAGAUGAGCCCCAACAUGACAAUCUCCUGAACCCAGCAGAUUCUGAGAGCAAAGUUGACCGGAGAAGUGUUGGGGGCCGAAGCAGCAGGGCUACUAGCAGCAGUGACAACAGCGAAACAUUUGUCAACAGCGCAGGCAACCACAGUGCUUUGCACAGCCUUGUUUCAAGUUUAAAGCAGGAAAUGGCAAAACAAAAACUGGAGUAUGAAACAAGGAUAAAAAGCCUUGAACAGCGGAAUCUCUCGCUGGAGACCGAAAUGAUGAAUCUCCAUGAUGAACUGGAGCAAGAGAAGAAGAAGUUUACAAUGGUAGAAAUCAAAAUGCGUAAUGCUGAGCGGGCCAAAGAAGAUGCUGAGAAAAGGAACGACAUGUUGCAGAAAGAGAUGGAGCAGUUUUUCUCAACGUUUGGGGAACUGACAGUUGAGCCACGUAGGACAGAAAGAGGGAACACCAUAUGGAUCCAGUGAGGGCCGUUCCUGCUGCUCACCAAGACUGUGGGAUUCUGGGAAGAGGGUAGCUAUGAUAUUUUAUUGUAACAGGUGACUGGUCACCUGACUGAGGCUAGCACUCAAUGUAAAUGUUAUUAGAACUCCAGAGACACUACCAUGGCUGCAUCAACCAACCAUCUCUCUGCAAGUUGCUUCUCAAUUGAGAAAUUCAUGCUCCCUGAAUCCAUCAUCAUGCUACUGUUAAGUGUUACAGCAGGCUUUGGGCAUAUAGAUUUUAAAUAGUUUAUGUGGGAGGGGGGACGAUAAAAAGAGACAAAAGAUUAUUUUAAUGCAAGUCUUAUAUUUAAACUGUCAAAUGUUAACUUCAUUGCAAUCAAGCUUUUCUCCCUUGCACUUAACAUAGUAGGCUAUUUUUGGCAUCGUGUUAUAAUCAGCUAAUUUUGUACAUUAUUUCCCCCCUUUGGUUGCCCUGUCAUUGCAGAAUUAAUUAUAUAUAUAUAUAUAUAAUAUAUAUGUAUAUUUAUACACACACACUCACAUGCACAAGUGUGUUUGUGUGUGUGUGUGUAUAUAUAUAAAAUGUUAGCUAUUAAAACAAAGAAAAAAGUAUUGUGUGACUGUGCUGUUUAUGCCAAUUGAUUUGCCCAUUACCAAAAAACAACCACCCCACCCCAGAAGGGGAAGAAAACUGUAAAUAAUUUUAUAAAUGUAUAA
Messenger RNA from Candoia aspera, 3559 nucleotides. It is a transcript of the gene ARHGAP24, whose product is annotated as Rho GTPase activating protein 24. The transcript is spliced from 7 exons. NCBI's taxonomy places the organism in Eukaryota, Metazoa, Chordata, Lepidosauria, Squamata, Candoiidae. The coding region runs from base 896 to 2863 and encodes 655 amino acids. Gene Ontology annotation, biological process: activation of GTPase activity; negative regulation of Rac protein signal transduction; wound healing, spreading of epidermal cells. Gene Ontology annotation, molecular function: GTPase activator activity. Gene Ontology annotation, cellular component: focal adhesion. The record is from RefSeq and is a predicted model, not a curated record.